This is a messenger RNA of Myripristis murdjan (pinecone soldierfish), 3765 nucleotides long. RefSeq names its product porphobilinogen deaminase. Gene Ontology annotation, cellular component: cytoplasm. The coding region runs from base 173 to 1249 and encodes 358 amino acids. NCBI's taxonomy places the organism in Eukaryota, Metazoa, Chordata, Actinopteri, Holocentriformes, Holocentridae. Gene Ontology annotation, biological process: heme biosynthetic process. The transcript has 14 exons. Gene Ontology annotation, molecular function: hydroxymethylbilane synthase activity. The record is from RefSeq and is a predicted model, not a curated record.
GUCCAAUGACAUCAGAGGUUACGCAGUCAUUCGCUGUCAUUCAUUGGGAAGCUCUAUAUGGGAAGAGCGCCACGACUAUCUCUACGGAAUUAACGUUUUUUAAUGGGUCCCGUGUGACACCAGACUUGCUGCUGAGACGUGAAGCUCCGGCUGACUCCACUGGAUCACCGAGAUGUCAGAAGAAGCAAGCUCUUCGGAUGGGAAUGGCAAAGUCAGUCGGGUUAUCCGGAUUGGAACCCGCAAGAGCCAGUUGGCUCGAAUCCAGACUGACAGUGUUGCUGACAAGCUGAAAGAACUGUACCCAGACGUCCACUUGGAAAUCGUUGGCAUGUCAACAACGGGAGACAAAAUCCUUGACACAGCUUUAUCAAAGAUCGGAGAGAAGAGUUUGUUCACCAAAGAACUGGAGAAUGCUCUGGAGAGGAACGAGGUCGAUCUGGUCGUUCACUCGCUGAAAGACCUGCCCACCACUCUGCCGCCGGGAUUCACCAUUGGGGCAGUGCUGAAGCGAGAAAAUCCCUUUGAUGCAGUAGUCCUACACCCGAAAAACGCUGGAAAAACCCUCGACACACUACCGGAAAACAGUGUGAUCGGCACCAGUUCACUGCGACGGGCCGCUCAGCUGAAGAAGAGAUUCCCCCAUCUGGACUUCAAAGACAUUCGUGGAAACCUGAACACGCGGCUGAAGAAGCUGGAUGAGAAGGAUGACUUUGCUGCUAUCAUCCUGGCUGCUGCCGGCCUCAAACGAAUGGGCUGGGAGAGUCGCAUCAGCCAGAUCCUGAGUCCUGACGACUGUAUGUAUGCUGUGGGACAGGGGGCUCUGGCAGUGGAGGUUCGGGCCAGAGACACAGACAUCCUGGAGAUGGUGUCCGUCCUCCAUGACUCUGACACCGUGCUGCGCUGCAUAGCUGAGAGAGCCUUCCUCAGACACCUGGAGGGCGGGUGCAGCGUUCCAGUGGCCGUAUACACUGAAGUCAAAGACUCACAGCUCUACCUGACGGGGGCGGUGUACAGCCUGGAUGGCUCAGACAGCCUGAAGGAGACCAUGCAGACAGGCAUCACUGAUCUUAACAAGAUCCAAGAGGAGGUGGACGAGCGAGUCCAGAGAGUCGGGGUCACCGCCAGCAAGAUCUCCGGCCCAGCCCAGGACGGCGCUGAGAGGCUGGGCAUCGACCUGGCCAACCUGCUGCUGAGCAAAGGAGCCAAGGAGAUCUUGACGGUGGCCAGGCAGCUGAACGACGCCAGAUAAUGCCACCUGGACAAAGAGCGGGGCUCUGGAGAUGAGCAGUACCUAGAGUGCGAUCAGUUCCAGUCUUGAGUCAGAUAAUACUUGAAUCCCUUUUUAUAAGUUUCACUUUUGUUCGCCUGCUUGUAUGAAAGUGCCAGUUGGACAGUGCGUUGGCUUUUUUUAUGUUCCCUUGCACCACGUGUGCUUGAUGGUUGGCAGAUGAAGUACAGAUGAGGAUCUCAAACGCUGCUUUGACAAAGUCGUGUUUUUUGGGUGCUGUGAUUAGCUUGUUCAGUUUCUGCAAUCUGUUGCACUCUUGGUCUCGGCUCUAGCCUGUCCUCGUAUACCUCAUGGAAACAUCUCUUAACCUUGAGGGCUGCAGAAAACGGCACACCAGGAUUAUCAGAGAGAAACACAAAAUGGCCUUCAAACACUGUCGUCAGCACUCACAGUCAGUGACUGACAAUCUCACGCUUACACCGCUCAUUGUAAUGUAGGGGAAUACCACUGAAUUUUAGCAUUCAGUUCAGUUUUGUUUUGUUUUUUCAUUUAUAAGGACAGUUCGGUACAUGUAAAUGAACAUACACUGAGCAGGAGCAAGACAAAAAGAGUUGACCCUGACUCAGCUUCUUAGAGACUGAAUUGGAAAAGCUGAUUGAGGCAGUACCAAAGAUGAGUUUUUGGCCAUGCAGGUGCAUUUUCUGGUUCAGAGCAGGUUAUACUACAAUGAAAACCAGCUCAUUUGGGUGUAAAUGUUCAGAAAAGCAUUUUAUAUGUAUGCAAACUCGGCCCUCCAUUCAUUGUCAGCUUCAGGCUCAAUGGCUGAGAGGCGUUGGAGGACGACUAGGGCCUUUGUUUUGUGUCUCGCUUUGCAAAAACGUCUUUGCAAAUACUUUAUCAGAAUGACUGGUGUUGUCCAUGGAAAUAACGGAUGCAAAUUCUCAAAUUGAGCCGUAUUCUCUGUUACUGUGCCAGCUUGCUAAAAAGAUAACCCUUUCUUCCCCACAUGAACUUUCUUCAGCUCAGUGUUUUCAGCCGAUGAGGUUUACUGCUUUUAAGAAUGCACUACAGUAGCUACCUCUUUUACCGAGAAAUGAUAUGUAUUAUCCAGUAUGGUAAGUGUGAGGGAGCCUUUUAUUUGAUUCUGACUUCGUUAAAGUGAGGCUGUUUUGUGCAGCUUAGUGCAGCACAUACAGCACAUUAUCAGAGAAUAUCUGUUGUAACACUAGGGCUGCUAAGACAUGGACAUCCCUGCAUCUCUGUUUUCAAGUAUUUGUGCAGAUUUUAUUGUGCACUAGACCUCAGUAUAGCAGAACUUAGUCCUAUUUAUGCUUAGCUGACAUUGUUUUUUUGUUUGUUUGUUUGUUUGUUUUUUUCUUUCAAACUUGAUGCAGUACCGUUAAAAAAUGGCUUGUAAUAGCUGGUCAAUCAAACAAUAAGUCCAGUACUUUUUGUUGGAUUUUGAGUUGAGGUUCUGCAGGUGGCGCUCUUUUCUUUGUCUAUUCAGCCAGGUUGGCUCUCGCUGCUCAUGUUAACUACCCAGUAAUUCCUCUGUUUCUCUUCAAAGAAUACAGAAAGGUAAUAUGCAUCAACUGUUGUUAUUUGUUAUCACUGUUUUAUCACUCAGUGACAGAGAAGAGCAAUAGCAACAUGUAUUUAUAUGAAAAUGUUGCAGAUGAUUACUUAACCUUGUUAGUGUUUUUAUAGCUGUACAGCAACACACUCUAAAUUCACUCUAAAGCGUCGUGUAAAUGGCAUUUUAUGGUCUCAUUCAAGCCGAUGUCUUUUGUACUUCAGCCGCAACAAUCCACAAUUUUAGCAGGUUGCAUUUUUUCCAAGUAAAGGAUAAUUUAAUCAAUCUUUUGCAGCUUAAAUGACGUGUUGUAUUUCCAAAAGCAACACAAUUCCCAUCUCCCUGAGCACUGCAUGCCUUAAUAACUUUGGUUAAAUUAAACGAUGUGGAAGACUCAUCGUACAGUACCUCGUUCGCUGUGGAUUGUCAUCGUUUUUGUGCCUUUCUGUAACGUCUGUCGAAUCGCCUCAUCAUUAAAUACAACAUGUCAUUCAUAUCGAGUUAAACACAUAUUUGCCUUCAAGAUUACACAUGGCCAUGUCUGUUUUUAUUGGUAAAUCACAGUAGGCCUUCAUUAUGAGCUGUCUUGAUACCAUUCAUUGCAUCAAUAUACCCAUUUGUACAGUUAGCGUGAUACCAUUAUUAUAUUUUUUUAUCUUAUAGUUCUGUAUUGUAUAUUUUACUUAACUCGUAACUGUUUAUAAACUGAUCUGCUCCCAAGAUGAUGUGAGUGAACAUUAGCCAUACCUGUUUUCUUUUUCAGCUUUAAUUUCUGUGUAGGAGUAAUGUAGAACAGACCUGUAAUUGAAACCCCAGUGUUAAUAGUCAUUGUUGCCAUUGUUCAGCUAAUGAUAAAAUAUUGAUAUGACAUGGUAAAGUGGUGUUGUCAUUGUUGUGAAAAAUGUGUCAGAUAAAUAAUUGUCUUCAAAAAACAAAUGUCAAUAAAGCUUUGUGUGAUACCUGA